Molecule: messenger RNA, 1319 nt
Organism: Panicum virgatum (switchgrass)
Lineage: Eukaryota; Viridiplantae; Streptophyta; Magnoliopsida; Poales; Poaceae
Product: 14-3-3-like protein GF14-E
Exons: 2
Coding region: 263-970 (235 amino acids)
Biological process (GO): gibberellic acid mediated signaling pathway; regulation of gibberellic acid mediated signaling pathway
Cellular component (GO): cytoplasm; SCF ubiquitin ligase complex
Molecular function (GO): protein binding
Source: RefSeq, a predicted model, not a curated record
CGGUAAGCCAUGUCAUUCAGCCAGCCCACAAGGCCCCGGCGUGUCGUCUGGUAGGGACGCGUGUCGACGUCCCAUUGGAGAGAGGUCGCCUUCUUAUACCGCCCGUGGUGAGAGCUGGGAACAGAAAGCUGAAAGUGAGAAGAAGCAUCCCCCCUCGAUUCGAAAAGGGAAACCAGCAGCGGCGCCGAGGUUUAUCCGCUCCGCCUCGCAAGCAGCGGCUGAUCCACGAGCAAGGGGUCUAGGCUCCCUCGAUUCUCCAGCCAUGAAGUGCCGCUCCGAUUCGUCGGGCAGGGACGAAGACCACCGGACACCGGCCGCCGCUGCCACGGGGGGUGGUGGCUCGGGCGAGCCGAGUAAGAAGCAGCGGACGGAGGAGCCGUCCUCCAGCUCCAGCGGGGCGGGGGAGUGCUCGUCCUCGUCCGCGUCGGCGCAGGCUCCACCGCCGCCGGCGCAGCGGGAGCAGUCGGCGCCGGAUGCAAGAGAGGGCGAGCAGCUGCCGCCAGGCGCUGAUGCAGGAGAAGGGGGCGAGGAAGCAAGGGUGCCGGAUCUCGGGGAAGACCUGGUGUUCGAGGUGCUGAUGCGAGCGGAGGCGCGGACGCUGGCGACCGCGGGAUGCGUCAGCCGGGGCUGGCGGCAGCUCGCGCGGGACGAGCGGCUGUGGGAGGCGGCGUGCGUGCGGGAGUGGGCAAACCUUGGGUUCUCCGAGCAGAUGCUUCGCAUGGUUGUGCUCUCGUUCGGCGGCUUUCGCCGCCUGUACGAGCUCUACAUCCGUCCGGUCCAUCGCCGUGCUGCAGGCGCACCACCUGGGCGACGGAGGGGGCAGGUGCCGGUGAGGCUGGGCCGCGAUCAGGUCCAAGUCUCACUGUCCCUGCUCUCGACCUCGUUCUUUCUGAAGAUGCCUAAUGGUCCUCCUCCUAAGAAGGACAAGGAUAACGAUAGAGAUAGGAAUGGAGGUGGUCAGUGUGGGUAAUGAAGUUUGUGAAAAAUAGUGAGCCUACUUCUGAAGCAGCAUCACUACAAGCUGCUUAUGCAAUAUCAGUUGACCAGAUCAUGGAUCUUUACUACAUUUGUGGCAGUUAGAUUGUGAUAAUAUCCCUUGAUUGGUGGAUAAAAAAGACUAUGUAGAUAGGUGUGUAUGUACUGAUGUGGAGGCAGAUAAGCUGCAUGAGAUGGGAUCGAAAGGGGUUUGCAGUAGUCCUUUGAUAUCUACCUAGUCUAUGUGAUGUACCUGCAAAAUUACACAAGAUCAGCUAAUGUGUAAAGUUUCCUUGAAAUAUGUAUGCCACGAUCGCAGCAGACAUCUUUGUGCUUUUGUGUCA